AUGGACGAGCGGUUCGUGAAAGAACUCGACCAGUUGCUGGGCCUUGUGGCCCUCACCGUUGACCCUCAAAAAGUGCCGAUGAAAAAUCUCCUUGGAGAGGUUCGAAGAAUGGUCGAAGAGAUGCAACUCGCUUAUGACGGAGAUUGUGCCAAAUGGCAAAAAGAUGCGAACAGACAGCUGGACGAGAAGUUCGCCAAGCUGGAUAGCCUCAAUGAAUUGGCCAAUCGCACACAGGAGGCCAUAGCUGAUUUUCAGCAGGCACUCGACGACCUGGCGAGUAAUGAACUCCUCAAAAGGAAGUUGACUGGGAUCAGGAACCUCCUCCAGUCGUAUGCUGAAGAAGGCGGCAAGAUGUUUCGUACAGUCACGCAGGAUGUCAGAGCCUUGCAGAACAGUGUUGAUGGCAUCAAGAGAGACAUGCCAAAUAUCGCAACAAAUGAUACUGUUAGUCGAUAUUUCGACGAGGCAAGGCGAAGAAACGAGUCUCUGACCAAGCAUGUGGAGGGGAUUAAAGACAGAAUGUCAAAUGUUGCACAAAGAGAGGUGCUCAACGAAGUUUCCGCCAAUGCUAAACAGCAUCAGGACAUGUCAAAGGAAUCGUUUGCCAAGUUGCAAGACUCGUUGUCGCAUACUGCGCAACAAGAGACCUUAGUGACCAUAUGUGACAAAGUCGACAGAGCAGCGAUUAUGACCCAAAGGAUCCUCGCUAGGGUUGAUGCUCAUGGAACUGAGCUUCCCAACCUCGGCCGAACGAUGAGUCGCGUAGAGAAGAAUACAGGGGCUGGCAUUGGCCACAUAACCCAAAAGCAUGGUGAACUUUCUGAGACAUGCGAGUCCACCAACCGGGGAGUCGGCAACUUGGUUCAAAAGGUUGACAAUGCCGCUGGGUCGAUCAAUAGCAGAAUUGAUUCCGUGGCUAAGGAGUUGAUACAAGAGACUCAAAAGUAUGCCCAGGAGUUGCUGAACUUGCAAAAGGAGCUUGACGCAUCGAAGCUUGAGAAGACCGAGAUCGAGAAGCGUGAAGCCAAUGGCAACACGAGAUAUGACGAAGAGCAGAAGCGUCUCGAAGAACAAGUGCGAGUUUUGGAGGAAAAGUUGGAAGCUGCCAAUAACGAAAACAUGUUAGAGGCUUGCAAUUUCGACAUGAAACAUGAAGAGUGGGACGAAUGCAAACGUCACCUUAAUGAAGAGAUUAAGAAGCGCGAUACGGAAAUCGAGAAUCUCCUGGCUGAAGUCGAAAUCUUAAAAGACGACAAGGCAGUUCUUCAACGAGAGACUAUAGACGGCACUUUUACUCGCGAAGCCCUUGACAAGGAAGCCGAGAAACUGGAGCAGGACAUUGACGAUCUGAAGUCUGAACUGAACUCCAGUAAACUAUUGCGCCAGGAACAAGAACUUCGAAUUGGAGAGCUUGACGCCGUUGUCGCGAAACUUCAUGGUCAGCGGGGCCAAGAGGAACUGUGUGCGACACUGAUGCAGAGUAUUGACAAAGCAUAUCACAGCAGUGCCGAAGACUUCAAUAUCGAGAUGUACAAACAGAGGGGUGAAAGCUUCGAAGCAGUCAACAGGGACGCGAAAAGGAAAGAGGGCGAUGCCAUACGGGACCUCGAGACUCUGAACGAAAGUUUGAAGGCAGCGCAAGAGUCCCUGGACAAUGAAAAGCGUGCGGUCGCUAAGAAAGAAGAAGACCUGGUCCAUUCAAGAAAUGCCUUGAGCGAGUUGCAGGGAGCCUUGGAUCGGGCAAAUGAUCAAAUCAUCAGUCAAGAACUUGAACUCUGUCAAAUCAAGUCGGAAUCCGACUUGAUGAGAGAAACGGUUGAUGAGAGGGAAGAACGGCUUUCGGCCAGAGAGAAGAACCUCGAAGAGAGAGAGAAAUCCCUCGCCCAGCGCGAACCACCACCAGAUGGUCCACGUAAACGGCGACGCGAGAGCUCUCCUGAGCCCAUUGGGUCGCGCACCUUAUUCGCCCGUGGUAUGGACAGCCUGGCAUCUCGAGCCAAUUAUUUCCAUGUCGUGAAUGAUGCCCACUUUGACCUGCAGAUGAUGACAACCUUUGCCAGUUACCUAGGCUCAGAGAAGUACUUCCAAAGGUUCCGCAGUUUCCUUCAUAAUGGAACCUUGGAUAAAUGGUUUUGCUUUGAAGAAGUCUCUCAUAGAGGGAGUAAAAGCAACAUUGAGGUUACCACAAGUAAUGGUGGUUGCAAAGCACAUAGCAAUAUGCAGUGCAUGCUUGUUAUGGUUAUAAUGGAUAAGGAGACAAGAUAUCUUCAAUUUAGAUAUAAUUAG
This is a messenger RNA of Fusarium sp. VM40, 2286 nucleotides long. NCBI's taxonomy places the organism in Eukaryota, Fungi, Ascomycota, Sordariomycetes, Hypocreales, Nectriaceae. The record is from the annotation of a GenBank genome assembly.